Molecule: messenger RNA, 1974 nt
Organism: Mastomys coucha (southern multimammate mouse)
Lineage: Eukaryota; Metazoa; Chordata; Mammalia; Rodentia; Muridae
Product: vomeronasal type-2 receptor 116-like
Exons: 7
Coding region: 1-1974 (657 amino acids)
Biological process (GO): G protein-coupled receptor signaling pathway
Cellular component (GO): membrane
Molecular function (GO): G protein-coupled receptor activity
Source: RefSeq, a predicted model, not a curated record
AUGUUCUAUUGGAUUUUUAUUUCCUGGUUCUUACAGAUUCCCAAAUUUGUCUUUACCAUUUUGACUGUGAAUAUCAGUCUGUGUUUUUACAAAACCCCUGAAGAUUUUCACCAUGAAGGAGAUGUUGUCAUAGGUGCAUUUUUUCUGAUUCAUACUUACUACUCUCCAAACAAAGUUCCACAUCCAUUUCUCCCAUACCAAUAUAUGGACAAUUAUUUACAAUAUAACUUUAAGAACUACCAGUAUAUUCUGGCCUUGGUGUUUGCUAUUGAGGAGAUCAAUGGGAACCCCAAUAUUUUACCUAAUACAUCUCUUGGAUUUGAUUUCUACAAUGUCAGAUUCACUGAGAAGGAAACUCUUAUGAAUGUCUGUUUUUGGCUCACUGCUCAAGGACAGAAAAAGAUUUUACCAAAUUACAAUUGUGCCAAACAUAAUUUUACGACUGCCCUCACAGGAACAUCAUGGACAACAUCUGCCCAAAUUGGAACAUUACUUCAACUCUUUAAAUUUCCUCAGCUUUCUUUUGGACCUUAUGAUCCCAUCUUGAGUGACCGUGGUCGAUAUUCUUCUCUCUAUCAGAUGGCCCCCAAGUACUCAUCAAUUUCACUUGGCAUUGUAUCAUUGAUGGUUCAUUUUAGGUGGUCUUGGGUUGGUCUCAUCCUCCCACAUGAAAAUGGGGAAGCUGUGGCCUUCUUCCCUUGGCAGCUUAACAUUUUCCUGAAGGACAUUGAUGAGAGAGAUAACAUGAGUUUAGGCUUGAGACAGAAAUUAAAUGCAGAAUAUGACAUUCUUAACCUUUGGAAUUUACCAAAGGGUCUUGGACAAAAGGUGAAAAUUGGAUCAUUUUUAGCAAAUGCUCCUGAGGGCCAACAAUUGUCCUUAUCUGAGCCGAUGAUACAAUGGGCAGGAGGAUUUUCAGAGAUCCCUCAGUCUGUGUGUAGUGAGAGCUGUGUUCCUGGGUUCAGAAAAGUAAUCCUGGAAGGCACGGCCAUCUGCUGCUACAAUUGCACUCCAUGUGCUGACAAUGAGAUUUCUAAUGAGACAGAUGUGGAUCAGUGUGUAAAGUGUCCAGAGAGUCAUUAUGCAAAUACAGAGAAGAACCACUGCUUCCAAAAAGCUGUGAGCUUUCUGGCCUAUGAAGACCCCUUAGGGAUGACACUGGCCAGCAUGGCAUUGUGUUUAUCUGCACUCACAGCCUUUGUAAUUGGCAUCUUUGUGAAACACAGAGACACUCCCAUUGUGAAAGCCAAUAAUCGAGGUCUCAGUUACACUUUGCUCAUCACAAUCACCUUCUGUUUACUCUGUUCUUUGAACUUCAUUGGUCAACCAAAUGCAGCUUCAUGCAUCCUUCAGCAGACCAUAUUUGGAGUUGCAUUCACUGUGGCUCUAGCUACUGUGUUGGCCAAAGCUAUUACUGUGGUCAUUGCCUUCAAGGCCACCUUUCCAGGGAGAAUGGUGAGGUGGUUAAUGACAUCAAGGGCUCCAAACUAUAUAAUUCCUCUCUGUACCCUGAUCCAACUUCUUCUUUGUGGAAUAUGGAUGGCAACAUCUCCUCCAUUCAUUGACCAAGACUUUCAUGCUGAACAUGGACACAUCUUACUUUUUUGCAACAAGGGAUCAUCUGUUGCCUUCCACUGUGUCCUGGGAUAUCUCUGCUUUUUGGCACUUGGGGGCUACACCAUGGCAUUCUUAUCUAGAAAUCUGCCUGAUACAUUCAAUGAAUCCAAAUUCCUGUCAUUCAGCAUGCUUGUGUUCUUCUGUGUCUGGGUCACCUUUCUUCCUGUCUACCACAGCACUAAGGGGAAGGUCAUGGUGGCUAUGGAAGUAUUCUCCAUCUUAGCUUCCAGUGCAGCCCUCCUUGGCUUCAUAUUUGCUCCUAAGUGUUACAUUAUCUUGUUGAGACCAGACAAGAAUUCAUUCCAUCAAAUCAGGAAUAAAACACAUUCUCGAAGGAAUAAGUCUCUUAAAAUUUAG